AUGACAGACUCUGGCUAUUUCAUUUUCUGGAGCAAGGCCGCUCUGCUGGUCUACGAGGACGAGCAGAGAUCUCCUCUUGGGUGGAAGGCGUACGAUGAUCGCGAAACGUGGGCGGUCGUCGUCGGCCGAUUCAAGAACUUCUAUCGUAAUCCGGUUACGUGGAAGCUACAAGCGUGGGAUCCUGCUACGUCUGCUAAACCAGAGGGAUUGUACGAGCUGACCCUCAUGCUCUUAGAGAAGCAUGGACAUGAGUUAUACCACCGCGUGGGGAUGGAGAGGGAGAUCGACGAGAGGAAAGCUGCGGGGUGGGAUUGGAAGUACCGGCGUUUCCAAGUCGGAGGGCCGGGUAGGGGAGAGAGAAAGAGAUUCGGGGUAUCGCCUCCUAGCCCCGUUUAUUUGACAUGUGCAGAGGAAGAAGAAGAUAUCAAGGCCAUAUGCGUAGACUAG
This is a messenger RNA of Phanerochaete carnosa HHB-10118-sp, 447 nucleotides long. RefSeq lists its product as uncharacterized. The transcript has a single exon. Lineage: Eukaryota; Fungi; Basidiomycota; Agaricomycetes; Polyporales; Phanerochaetaceae. The coding region runs from base 1 to 447 and encodes 148 amino acids. The record is from RefSeq and is a predicted model, not a curated record.